AUGGCUUCCGAUGAGGACAGACUACGAGCCAAAGUGGCCAAUCUCAACGCAUCUCUCGAUGAGCUCGAAAUUCAGCUCGAGCCUCUAUUCACCAAGAGCCUUCCCGAGACUCUUGUAGCCCUCGAAACCAUCCAGCAGGCCAAAUUGCAAGUGGUUCUGCCAUAUGUACUAUACGAUCUUGUAUUCGUAUACCUGAAAACACGAGGAAUCGAUCCCAGGACACAUCCUGUCAUCGGUGAAUUGGACCGCGUCCGCCAAUACUUUGACAAAAUCAAAAGCGCAGAAGAUUCCGAAGAGAAAAGUAAGGAUCCUUCUUGA
This is a messenger RNA of Suillus subaureus, 318 nucleotides long. Its product is annotated as Sas10/Utp3/C1D family-domain-containing protein. Gene Ontology annotation, biological process: regulation of gene expression; maturation of 5.8S rRNA. Bases 1 to 318 code for a protein of 105 amino acids. The transcript has 3 exons. Lineage: Eukaryota; Fungi; Basidiomycota; Agaricomycetes; Boletales; Suillaceae. Gene Ontology annotation, molecular function: RNA binding; DNA binding. Gene Ontology annotation, cellular component: exosome (RNase complex); nucleolus. The record is from RefSeq and is a predicted model, not a curated record.